AUUGUCAGACGAUCAGCUGAGCCGUCCCACCGGGACAGACCAGCAUGUAAUUAAAUAAAAAAUAACUCAACAAAUAGUUAUAUCAUUAAUAAAUUACUCAACUAAUUUUUAAGUGAACUUCUACAAUGAAUUUUAACGCUUUCGUCGUGUUCGCGCUGUUUUUCGCCCGGGAAAUUCAAUCUUGGCAGAUACCAGAGAAUUUCGGAAAAACCGGACACUCGAACAAUUGGGCAGUUCUAGUCGAUACCUCUCGUUUCUGGUUUAACUAUCGACACGUAGCAAAUGUCCUCUCGAUUUAUCGUUCAGUGAAACGUCUGGGGAUUCCAGAUUCUCAGAUUAUUCUCAUGAUAGCCGACGAUAUGGCGUGCAAUCCGAGAAAUCCACGACCUGCAACAGUCUUCAACAAUAUCAAACAACACAUAAAUGUCUAUGGAGAUGAUGUCGAGGUGGAUUACAGGGGAUACGAGGUGACAGUCGAGAAUUUCGUGAGAUUAUUGACUGGACGACUGCCACCUGAGACUCCAAGGUCGAAAAAACUCCUCACAGACGAGGGCUCUAAUAUUUUGAUAUAUCUAACGGGUCACGGGGGCAAUGGAUUCCUCAAGUUUCAAGACUCCGAGGAAAUCACCAGUCAGGAUCUCAGCGAUGCUGUCGAACAAAUGUGGCAGAAAAGACGUUACCAUGAGAUUUUAUUCGUCGUUGAUACUUGCCAGGCUAGCUCUAUGUACGAGAAAUUCUAUUCACCCAAUAUUUUGGCUGUCGCAUCUAGUCAAGUCGGUGAAGAUUCACUAUCCCAUCACGUGGAUCCGAAUAUUGGAGUGUACAUAAUAGACCGUUACACUUUCUACGCACUAGAAUUUCUAGAGACAGUCGAACCAUCGGGAACAAAAACCCUAAACGAAUUCCUGAGAGUGUGCCCGCAGUCAGCCUGUCUCUCUAAAGUGGGAGUUCGUACAGAUCUCUUCAGAAGAGACACGAGAAAAGUUCCAGUAACCGAUUUUUUCGGUUCCCUGCGUCCAGUAGAAUUAACAAACAGUAUUAUCAACGUGACUCCAGUGACUCACAAUCGAUCUGAGACCCCAGAGAUCGAGAAGAAAUUGUUCUACAUGCCACAAUUCCCCGAUACCUCCAUGUAUUCAUGAAUAAAUCCACAAUUAAAUAAA
This is a messenger RNA of Fopius arisanus, 1163 nucleotides long. It is a transcript of the gene PIG-K, whose product is annotated as Phosphatidylinositol glycan anchor biosynthesis class K. Gene Ontology annotation, biological process: attachment of GPI anchor to protein; proteolysis. Gene Ontology annotation, cellular component: GPI-anchor transamidase complex. The transcript has 4 exons. NCBI's taxonomy places the organism in Eukaryota, Metazoa, Arthropoda, Insecta, Hymenoptera, Braconidae. Gene Ontology annotation, molecular function: GPI-anchor transamidase activity. The coding region runs from base 126 to 1142 and encodes 338 amino acids. The record is from RefSeq and is a predicted model, not a curated record.